Gasterosteus aculeatus aculeatus (three-spined stickleback) is the source of this 4343-nucleotide messenger RNA. RefSeq names its product potassium channel, subfamily K, member 12 like (gene kcnk12l). Lineage: Eukaryota; Metazoa; Chordata; Actinopteri; Perciformes; Gasterosteidae. Gene Ontology annotation, cellular component: plasma membrane. The record is from RefSeq and is a predicted model, not a curated record. Gene Ontology annotation, molecular function: outward rectifier potassium channel activity; potassium ion leak channel activity. Gene Ontology annotation, biological process: potassium ion transmembrane transport; stabilization of membrane potential.
GUGAACGACUUUGACCAUUUGCAGUCAGGAUUAUGAUUAGAACAACAACUGAACUUGAGUGGAUAUCGAUGAUAAGUUAUGGGGCAGUUCUCCAGCUACAGAUAUUGUUAAUAUCUGAAACCAAUACCAGGUUUAUAGAGUUAAUGGUUUCAUUUUUCCGUUUAACUAUAUAUUAUUUUUACUCAGUUUGUACACCACUUCAUAAGAGACCGAUGAUAAGCAGAGUUAUGCAGUGACAUACUGAGUCUGUAGACACUUGAUAUUUUCCCUCUUCAAGUCAAAUUCAAGGCUUAAAGGCAGUUAUUUAAUGGAUUAUUCUUCUGGAAGUAAAUUUAAUAUUUUAACAAGAGCAGUGACUACGGUGCGGCUCAGUCAAAUUUACUGAUCAGUUUAAUAUCAAGUCAUAAGUAUUUUAUUUUGUUUUUAACAAAGACUCAUUAUUUAUCGUUCCUGCGGCUUGAAAUGUACCUCUUUUUGUCUCAGUAGGGCUCCACAGUCUCUGAGUCAUGAAAAACAGCUGUUUCAAUCCUCCUUUGAUGCAUUAAGGUUGAUUCAGUUUCAUGUUUUUACUGUCUUGUAUCAUUGAAAUCAGUAUUGUAGAAUACUAAUUAUUAGUAUUGCGUGUUACAUAAACCGAGUGACUCAUUUGAAAACCUCUUCACAAAAUAAUAUCUUUUUUAGUUAUUUAAAAAAAAAACAAUGCUGUAACGCGGAUCUCCGAAGUCAUCGUCACUUACUGAUGUACAUACUCGCAUGCAUUAACCCAUUAAAACAUACAAUAAAAAGGACAGAUCCGCAGCACUGCAAACCUGAGCGGAUACAAAAAUACGAAUCCAACUCUAAAGUUCAACACCUGAUGCAGGGCUGACCGGUGAGAUGAAGGCAGAUGUGCUCUCUGUCCUCCGCACCUGUGUGCCUGUGUUAUUCAGCCAUCAGAGGGCAGGCGGAGGGAACCCCUGCCCUUACCUGCAGCCCCGGACGAGAUGAAAGGGACGAGCAGACACAGACACAAGAGUCGUGCUCCACGAAUCCUCCCACGCGGUCUGCAGCCGCAACAACAAAAAGCCCUCUGAGAGGCUGGAGGCUGCACAACACACAACCGCAAUCUGACCUGCCGGCUACCGAGCAAAUCCCACCGGAGCACUUUGGAGUUGAGUGCCUUGCCCGCGGGCCGUGGUGAAGAUGGAGGGGUGGGUUCUAUGUUUCACCGAUAUGCAUCCAGCUGAACUGGCUACUUGUUUAAUGUUUAGGCCACUGCAUAAUAUUAGUUUCAGUAGCGGGGGGCCGAGGGUCAGAGAAGGACCAGCUGGAUACAACUGAGUGAUUAAAGGAGCAAUUAUGUAAAGCAAAUCUUGUCACUUGUAACCCUUCACGGGGAAGUCAAAUCGAGGCGUGAUGAAGGACGAAAAAAGGGGAAUGGUGUUUUCAAAAUGAGGAGAUGACUGCACCAAUCAGUGUGUGCUGAAAGGCGCAGGGGUGGGCAGGGGAUGAUGAUGUCAGUGUGUGACAGAUGAAACAUCAGGCGCCCGCUCAGUUUGCACGGAUAACUCGAGAGGCUCCUCCUCGCUGGUCACUGUUCGUCAGGUCCAUGGAGCGAGCACAGCAGACCGACGCCGAGUGGACGCCGCUGUCAACGGAACCAGGUAUGAUGUGCAGCGCUUUUUAUUUACUUUAAACCAUAAUCUGCUUGACAUAGAUACAUGUUAUAAACUGCUAUUGACUAAAAUUAUUUGAAAUAUAUUUACUGAUUUAGCCCAAAUAGUUUGUGGUUAGAUUUCUUUGGUUUAAAUAAUUUAAAUAAUUAUUAAAAGGAUAAAAGGGAAAAAGGGAAAAAGCAUAUCCAGUUGUAUAGAAUAAAGUUAUUUUAAAUUACAUAUCAUGUAGUACUCCCACUAUUAUAUAUCUCUUUUUCCUUUUUUUUUCUUCUUACAGACUGUUCUCUUCACAUGCAUAACUUACCUUUUACGCUAUCAAAGUACCUUCCUCAUAGUGAUAUUCAGACUUUCAGCACUAAUUUUGCAGCUCAAUGCGUUGCUCUGUGUGUAAACCACAAGCGCUCCACAUAGGUGGUGCACGUAUGUUGUGCGGCGGGUGACGCAUGCUGCACAUACUGCGAGAGUGUGACCUGGUGGCGCUGGCGGAGGUGGUGCAUGCGGUGUAUCUGCGCUGCUGCUGUGCUCAUGGCCCAGAGGAGGGCCGCCGGUGGCUGCUGCUGCCCCAGGGCGCCCGUGAACGAAGACAACGCCCGGUUCUGCCUGCUGGCCGGGCUCAUCCUGGUCUACUUGCUGUGUGGAGCGGCCAUCUUCUCAGCGCUGGAACACCCCUUUGAGCUGCGCGCACGCCGCCUCUGGAAACAGCAGCUGGACAACUUCACCCACAGGUACAGGGUCAACCUGGGGGCCCUGCACACCCUGCUGCGUCAGUACGAGGAGGCGAACGGAGCCGGGAUCAGAGUGGACACGCUGAGGCCCCGCUGGGACUUUUCUGGAGCUUUUUACUUUGUUGGUACAGUGGUCUCCACUAUUGGCUUUGGAAUGACCACACCGGCGACCAUAGCUGGAAAAAUCUUCUUAAUCUUCUACGGUCUCAUCGGCUGUGCCGCCACCAUUCUGUUCUUUAACCUCUUCCUGGAGAGGAUCAUCACAAUGUUGGCGUACAUCAUGCGCUGGUGUCACGAGCGUCGGCUGAGGUGUGCCGGAGUCUGGGUGGUGUCGAGCAGGGAAGAGUCCGAGGAGGACAGCCUGGAAGGCUGGAAACCAUCGGUCUAUUACGUGAUGCUGAUCCUGGGCGUGGCGUCGGUCGUGAUCGCGUGCAGCGCCUCCACGCUGUACAGCCCCAUGGAGAACUGGAGCUACGUGGACUCCCUCUACUUCUGCUUUGUGGCCUUCAGCACCAUCGGCUUCGGGGACCUGGUGAGCAGUCAGAGAGCCCAGUACGAGUCUCAGGAGGCCUACCGACUCGGGAACUGCAUUUUCAUCCUGAUGGGGGUGUGUUGUAUCUAUUCGCUUUUCAACGUCAUUUCUAUCAUCAUCAAGCAAACCCUAACCUGGAUCGUUGGUAAACUGGUGUGCCCGGGGCGGCAUCAGUGCUGCUCCUGCUCCAGACAUGGAUGCUGGUGGUUCUGCUGCCCCUGCCUGAAGAAGAAAAAUCCCAACCGCAUGCGUCCGCUCGCACGCGUCAGACAGAAGCACUUGAAGCGCAACGCCGUGCAGCCCAUCGCAUCCCACCGCCCCGCGGGAAGACACCGCUGCAUGGACGGCUCGGUGGAGACGGUGUGCGACAGUGAGACGGACGCCGGCGCGGCCGCCGUGGGCCGCCGCAUGUCGGGGGAGAUGAUCUCUGUGAAUGAGUUCAUGGUGUCCAAUAAGGUGUCUCUGGCGCUGCUGCAGAAGCAGCUGAGCGAAACCGCUCAUCAGGGCCCGCGGCAAAGCUACGGCCAUCAGAACGGAUUCUCCGGGGGUGUUGGGGCCUUGGCCAUUAUGAAUAAUCGCCUACAGGAGACCAGCAUGGAUAGGUAGCAUAGAUCAUGUGCCUUGCAUCCCAAAUCCGACCUAUUUCCUUGUUGAGUGAAUUGGAGAAAUCCUCAGUGGGCCACCACAGAAUUCUGCCAUUAAUGCCGUUCCAAUUUUUACUUUGAGCAAUUUCAACAGAGGUCUGUAUGGACAAAUGCAGACCUACUGCGUGGAUUCUCGACAUCCAAAAUUUGAUUAUAUUUUCUUGUCUGUGUAGACAAAAAGACAAUUUAAAGACUUUCACAUCCCUGUGAGGAGGGGUCUGAUGUCCUGAAGUGAUUGGCUCGUUCAAAAGCAAUCAGAUGAAAGAAGCCGUGAAGGGCCACUUAGAGGGGACUGCUGAUUUAAGAGUGCUGCACAUGUCGUCUGAGAUGCUCAUGAAUAUAGAUGUGAGGUGGUAGUCGGUAUUAGUGAAUAUACAGACAUCAACACGAUAUAUAUACAGAUUCUGCUUAAUUAACUAGCUGCUUACAAAACAUGCCACGUUUAAAUUGUGAUUUGCAUUCAAACAGAGGUUCUCAUGAGGUACUGCAUGAGCUCACAAACACCCACAAAAGAAAGAGCUUUCUAAUUCGUAAAUUGCUCAGAAGUCAAAAAAGCUUGUUUUUUCAUCAAUGCACAUCAUUGACAUUCGUAGUAGUCAUGAAAUAGCGUCGUGAUCCAGGGUUUUAAAUAGAGCCCGUCUAAUCAAACCAGGCCCGUAGAGGACGUCCUUAAGUCAAAAGUGCUUAUAGUCCCAGGAUCACAUCAUCAGAGCUGGUAGCAAGAUUCAGGCUCCUCUGCUAGCUCGAGGAGAUCCUUUACUAUGCAAAAAACAAACGUUUGAAUCAG